Hyaena hyaena (striped hyena) is the source of this 1320-nucleotide messenger RNA. RefSeq names its product interleukin 10 (gene IL10). Lineage: Eukaryota; Metazoa; Chordata; Mammalia; Carnivora; Hyaenidae. The transcript has 5 exons. Gene Ontology annotation, cellular component: extracellular region. Bases 78 to 614 code for a protein of 178 amino acids. Gene Ontology annotation, molecular function: cytokine activity. The record is from RefSeq and is a predicted model, not a curated record. Gene Ontology annotation, biological process: immune response.
GUGAAGGUCUACACACCAGGGGCUUGCUCUUGCAACACCAAACCACAAGGCAAACUCUCAGAAGGCAGAGCUUCGCCAUGCCCAGCCCAGCACUUCUGUGUUUCCUGGUCUUCCUCGCCGGCGUGGGAGCCAGCCGACACCAGAGCACCCUAUUUGAGGACAACUGCACCCACUUCUCGACCAGCCUGCCCCACAUGCUCCGAGAGCUCCGAGCUGCCUUCGGCAAGGUGAAGACUUUCUUUCAAACGAAGGACCAGCUGAACAGCAUGUUGCUGACUAGAUCCUUGCUGGAGGACUUUAAGGGUUACCUGGGUUGCCAAGCCUUGUCGGAGAUGAUCCAGUUUUACUUGGAGGAGGUGAUGCCCCAGGCUGAGAACCACGACCCAGACAUCAAACAGCACGUGAAUUCCCUGGGAGAAAAGCUGAAGACCCUGAGGCUGAGGCUGCGGCGCUGUCAUCGAUUUCUGCCCUGUGAAAACAAGAGCAAGGUGGUGGAGCAGGUGAAGAGUACCUUUAAUAAGCUCCAAGAGAAAGGUGUCUACAAAGCCAUGGGUGAGUUUGACAUCUUCAUCAACUACAUAGAAGCUUACAUGACAUUGAAGAUGAAAAUCUGAAACAUGCUGGGGAACCGAACAUGCAGGACGGCAACUCUUCUGGACUCUAGGACAUAAAUUGGAGAUCUAUACAAUCCCAUUCAGAAAUGUGGGAGAGCCAAACAGCUCCUUGGAGAACCCUGUCAUACCUCUCUCUUAGAAUAUUUAUUACCUCUGAUACCUCAACCCAUUAGUAUUUAUUUACUGAGCUUCUCUGUGAACUAUUUAGAAAGAAGCCCAAUAUUAUAAUUUUUUUCAAUAUUUAUUUUUUCACCUGUGUGUAAGCUGUUUUCAUAGGGUGAUACCCUAUGAUAUUUGAGUAUUUUAAGAGAAAUUGUUAACUUAUAUAAGGAAAACAAUGUUUCUUGGGGAGUCUACUGAUGUUUCCAUUCCAAGCCUGACCAUACUUCAUAGCUGUUGAGCUAUUUUUCCUGACCUCCCUAUAAUUUCUCCGGGCCUGGGGCUCCUAGAGUGUUGUAAUGACUCUUACCUUCUUAGGAGGAGAAACUAGGGAGCCCCUUUGAUAAUUAAUAUUCCAGUGGCUCAGAGGGACUCCCUUGACCUCUUUCCUCAACCACUUCAUUCUUGAAUGCUGUGUCCUUCCUUGUUAUUUAUAACAACCUAAAGUUGGUUCUAAUAGAACUCAGUUUUAACUAGAAGCAAUUCAAUUCCUCUGGGAAUGUUACAUUGUUUGUCUGUCUUCAUAGCAGAUUUUAAUUUUUAAUAA